This is a messenger RNA of Pocillopora meandrina, 1207 nucleotides long. The record is from the annotation of a GenBank genome assembly. NCBI's taxonomy places the organism in Eukaryota, Metazoa, Cnidaria, Anthozoa, Scleractinia, Pocilloporidae.
AUGUUGAGAGUUGACCUGGAAGACUUUGAAGGGAACAUCACGUACGCUGAGUACACGAAUUUUAAUGUGGCAGACGAAGCUUACAAGUACCGGCUUUUUGUUGAAGGAUACAAUGGCACUGCUGGUGACUCUAUGACGGUACAUAGGUAAGAAAGAUAUUAUGUUGUCUAAGAGAGUAUCCAUUUCCAGCCGCGGGAAGCAUGAUUCGAUUAGAGGUGCAGUUUUAGAAAAUUAUCAGCGAAGGGAACUGAUCAUGACGAACUGUUACAUAUAGUUUAAAUUUUGUAUCUAAAGAGAAACAAAAAUUAGAACAAAAGAAAAACGCCUGGCUUUAAAUCAUUCUGCAAUCGCUAGUAAGUAUAAUUACAUGGGUUCUACGUCUAAUAAAAACUGCGCGACUGUCACCUUGAUCCUUUCUCUCCUGUUCAAUAAAGCUGACUGGUUUCAUCGUUCUUUUUUCAGUAAGAUUUGAGUGACAACAGUUUUCAACAGUUUUCCGAGAUCAUUCAAGAAAUGCACGUAAGGAGCAAGGUUCCAAUCUCAUAAGUCACGUGAUUUGAUUGCGUCAUCCGAUAACCUAGACUGCCCUACGGGAGGAUCAAGGCUCAAGCCCCAGACCAGACCAACACUCAGAGUCGUGAAAUGUGCUGCCUUUUCUAUGAACCCGCAAAUGGAUAAACGUUCAAAGCUUCUCGAAAAAGGACGAUAAACCGUAGGCCCCGUCUCCUGCAUCUUCUCAGUCCUGGUUGGCAGGGGAUGUUAGGGAACACACAAAGUCCUUGCAAGAAGAAGGGAGCGAAGCUACCGGUGUUGUGGUCUGGCCUUGUUAUUAGUUUCUACAGGCUACCAUUCAAACCAACUUUAAAGCUGACCUGGACCAAUUGUAUAAAUAUCGUAAAUAAACGAAUAAGUAAAUAAUUAUCGCUUUCUAUCUGUCUAAACAUGGUAGAAACGAGCUUACAUGAAAUUUCAUUUCAGCAAUAUGGAGUUUUCUACGAAUGAUCAAGACAAUGAUGGAUAUUACUUCCAAUGCUCUCGAAGCUACAAGGGAGCCUGGUGGUACAAAAGCUGCCAUCAAUCCAAACUGAACGGAUUGUACCUCAAUGGCUCCCAUUUGUCUAAUGCUGAUGGAGUCAACUGGCUUUCUUUCAGAGGCCAUCGUUACUCGCUAAAACGCACCAAGAUGAAAGUGAAAACCAUAGCAUGA